AUGAAUACAUUACCUUUGAGAAUCAUUGGUGAGAUAGUAUCUCAUCUUGAUGCACUUGUUGAUAGGUUGUUCGUGUCAUUGUUAUGUAAGAGAUUGUUUGAACAUCGACUCAAUCGACAAGCCAGUAUCGACCUUCGAUCAUAUAUCAACCGUGAUGAUCAAUCAUUCUCUUUGAAUGCAUUCAAGGUAGUAUUGAAUAUGUCUAAUCUAAGGUCUGUAUCAUUUAGGUUCAAGGGUGCGGCGAAUGAACAUCCAUUCUCUGAGUCACAUCCGAUGUUUGUUGAUAUAUGUAGCGUGUUGAGAGAGGUGGCAAAGAGAUCAGUGCGAAUGACUUUGAUUCUUGAGGAUUAUCCUGUGUCGGGAUUACAUCAUAUACCCGUGACACAUAUGUAUAUGAUGACUGAUCGCCUCACACCUAGUGAUGAGUCACUGCGUCAACAUCAAUAUCUCCCAACAACCCUCAAGUCAUUGAAGAUGCCCUCCAACUUCAAAGGUACACUGGACAACAUUGUGAUGCCAGAUGGCUUGUUGACGUUGGAGCUCCCCAACUCGGGUUGGAACCAUCCCAUCCUUCCCAACACCCUGCCCAGUCAUCUCGAGGAGCUUGUCUUGCCCAGGCACUUUGACCAGGUGAUCCAGGCGCAAACAUUCCCCGCCACUCUCAAGCGACUCAAGAUUGGGCAAUGCUUCACACAUUCCCUCAUUGGUGUGUUGCCACCGUCACUCACCUGUCUAGAUAUGAGCGCCAUUGACAUUAACUAUCAUCACGAUCUGGUCUAUCUCCCGACCAGACUAACGACAAUCCAUCUGCCCAUGCACUUCAAGCGUACACUCGACCACCCUCCCCUGCAGUACAUAUACGCAUGUAACUACUACCUCUCUCCCUCGCGACCAUUCCCCAACCUCAAGAAGCUCAAGACCAGGUAUAUGAAGUCGACGCACAACUUUGACACAGUUCACUUUCCCAAACUGACAGGAUUGACGAUCGUCGACGGUGAUGACCCACUGAACCUGUCGACCGUCCCUUGGUCCACGAUGAAGCAUUGCAAUCUGUUCUGUGACUAUGGCAUCGGAAGGAAUCCGCUGAGGACCAUCAAGGAUGCCAUCCCAUUUGGGGUCAAGAAGUUAUCGUUGGCCAACUGCAACUUUAGUAUCGCCCCACCAGGCUGCCUACCCGCAUCAAUCACUCGCUUGGCACUAUGGCGCAUGAUUGGUCUAAAGCCAGGCGAUAUACCAUCUUCAGUCACUUGGUUGGAGAUACAAGAGGAGUGCUUGGACAUUUACGUCAAUACGCAUUGGAACCUUUGA
Acytostelium subglobosum LB1 is the source of this 1308-nucleotide messenger RNA. RefSeq lists its product as hypothetical. The coding region runs from base 1 to 1308 and encodes 435 amino acids. The transcript has 4 exons. Lineage: Eukaryota; Evosea; Eumycetozoa; Acytosteliales; Acytosteliaceae. The record is from RefSeq and is a predicted model, not a curated record.